This is a messenger RNA of Sus scrofa (pig), 5421 nucleotides long. RefSeq names its product potassium voltage-gated channel subfamily A member 7 (gene KCNA7). The record is from RefSeq and is a predicted model, not a curated record. Lineage: Eukaryota; Metazoa; Chordata; Mammalia; Artiodactyla; Suidae. Gene Ontology annotation, cellular component: membrane; voltage-gated potassium channel complex. Gene Ontology annotation, biological process: protein homooligomerization; action potential; potassium ion transmembrane transport. Gene Ontology annotation, molecular function: protein binding; delayed rectifier potassium channel activity.
CUGAGCUGCAGCAGUGACCACACCAGAUCCUUAACUUGCUGAGCCACCAAGGAACUCCAGGUGUGCGUUUUUAAGGAAGGCUGGGAACAGGUGUUCAUGGAUAAGCUUGAGCUUCAAAGGAGCUGAGGGAGGAAGAACUGCCUGGAAGGGGCAAGGAGGAGCACCCAUCUUGAGGCUCAGAGGGUGUAAGAGAUAGGGCUGCUGGGAGGAGGAGGAGGAGGAGGGAUCACUUCACACCGGGAGUUCAGAAACCCACAAAGAGGGGCCUCUGUGGGCUCUGAGAAUGGGGAGAAGAGGGAGAAGAAAGGACACAGGGGCCAGAGAGAAGGGGAAAGAAAAAAACCAGAGAGAUGUGGGGCCAGAGGCCCAGACACAGGGAGGGCCAAAGACCAUGAAAGAGAGGGACACAAACACAGAGACGGGGACACCAAAAUCUGUAUGGAUGAUUACAUUGCAUCUCAGACUGUAGACCGGAAGAAAAAGUGCCAGAAUUCCUAGGGAGUUGAAACCUUUAGUGUCUCUCUCUACUCCCUCCAGCAGAGGGCGCGCGGGGCCUCAUUUCCAGGAGUCCCAGUGACCAAGCCCCAUCACUUCCCCCAAAGCGCAUCCGAUGGAUCUAUUUUUACGCAGUGUCAUAGGACACUGGUGGCUGGAAGGCCAUCGUCUGUCUGUCCUUAGGUCCCUUCGAGUGACCCUGCGGCCUCUCCCGAGCCCACCCCUUUCCUGUUCCUGGCAGGCCCAGCCUCCUUUUGCACUAUUCAGGGCUACAGCUCAGGCCUUGCUAGUUCUCAGAAAAUCUGGCAGCGUAUCUAAGUGGAGACCCUGGGGGGAGACCACAGCGAAGGGACCGGGUGUGUGUGUAGGGAGGGGAGACGCGCAGCGGGGGGGGGGGGAACAUGCUCAUGGUUUGCAGCUGCUGGAGCGUCCCCAGGUUAGGGCAACCACCAGGACAGCGGCAGAGCCAACCUAGAGUGCCAGUCAGAGAAAGAUUCAGAGAUACGACUCCAAGACCCCAAGUCAUCCAGAAGCCUGCCGACAGAGAAAUACAGAGAAAGAGAAAGACACAAAGGGGAGCCCCGAAAAUCCAGGGGCAGAGACAGAGAGCUAAGACAUAAUGAGAGAAGAGUCCCAGUCAGAGGGGAGAGACAGAGACCAAGGGAGACGAGAGAUAAACAGAGACAGACAGACAAGAAUUAAAACGAAGACGAAGAUCUGGAAAGACUAAGACUAGAGAAAUCACCAGACAUAGAUGACCCUACAACGGCAAAAUUCUGCUCCAUGACCCAUAGAGAUAGAGAUAGAUUUCUGAGAUCAGAGAUACAGAACGACACAAAACGAAGAUAAAGCCAGAUGCAGAGACAAACAAGAGAAGGAGGUGGGAAUUUGUGACUGCAAUAGACAACUCGUUAAGAAAUAGACGAGACACGCACACGGAAACUCGGAGAGUCGAAGGACAGAGAUCCUAAGCGGCAGACAGAGGAAAAGGGGGCCCGAAGAAGGGAUGGACCCAGAGAAAGCGCAGCGCGGCAGCGGCUGGGGGUGGGGGGUAGGUGGGAGGGCGGGCACCCCAGCAGAGGGCGCGCCGCCGCCCUCUACCCCGCGGGGGUCAUGGCGCCCCCUCCCCCGCGCCCUGGCCGCACGGCUGGGCUAUUUUUACGCGUGGACAUCGGACACCAGGCUGGGGCGGCGGCGGCGGCCGAGGCGGGGCAGGGCCGGGCUGGGUCGGGCGUCGGGGCCACACGUCCGCCCGCGGGUCGCCGGGGCAGCGCGCGCCAUGGAGCCGUGCGGCUGCUGCGAGCGGCUGGUGCUCAACGUGGCGGGGCUGCGCUUCGAGACCCGGGCGCGCACGCUGGGCCGCUUCCCCGACACGCUGCUCGGGGACCCGGUGCGCCGCAGCCGCUUCUAUGACGGCACGCGCCGCGAGUACUUCUUCGACCGGCACCGGCCCAGCUUCGACGCGGUGCUCUACUACUACCAGUCGGGCGGGCGGCUGCGGCGGCCAGCGCACGUGCCGCUCGACGUCUUCCUGGAGGAGGUGGCCUUCUACGGGCUGGGCGCUGCGGCGCUAGCGCGCCUGCGCGAGGACGAGGGCUGCCCCUUGCCAUCCGAGCGUCCCCUGCCCCGCCGCGCCUUCGCGCGCCAGCUCUGGCUGCUCUUCGAGUUCCCCGAGAGCUCGCAGGCCGCGCGCGUGCUCGCCGUCGUCUCCGUGCUCGUCAUCCUCGUCUCCAUCGUCGUCUUCUGCCUGGAGACGCUGCCGGACUUCCGCAAUGACCGUGAUAGCCCGGGGCUCGCGGCUGUUGCAGCUGCUGCUGGCCCGUUCCCGGCCCGGCUGAACGGCUCCAGCCCAGUGCCUGCCCCACCUCGCUUGCCCUUCGAUGACCCGUUCUUUGUGGUGGAGACAUUAUGCAUCUGUUGGUUUUCCUUCGAGCUGCUGGUGCGCCUGGCGACCUGCCCAAGCAAGGCAGCCUUCUUCAAGAACGUGAUGAACCUCAUCGAUUUCGUGGCUAUUCUGCCCUACUUCGUGGCACUGGGUACCGAGCUGGCCCGGCAGCGGGGGGUGGGCCAGCCAGCCAUGUCAUUGGCCAUCCUGCGCGUCAUCCGACUGGUACGUGUCUUCCGCAUCUUCAAGCUGUCCCGGCAUUCAAAGGGCCUGCAGAUCUUGGGCCAGACCUUACGGGCCUCCAUGCGCGAGCUGGGCCUCCUCAUCUUCUUCCUCUUCAUCGGUGUGGUUCUCUUCUCCAGCGCAGUCUACUUUGCUGAGGUCGACCGGGCAGACUCACAUUUCACUAGCAUCCCCGAGUCCUUCUGGUGGGCUGUGGUAACUAUGACCACAGUUGGCUAUGGAGACAUGGCGCCCGUCACUGUGGGUGGCAAGAUAGUGGGCUCUCUGUGUGCCAUCGCCGGCGUGCUGACCAUUUCCCUGCCUGUGCCGGUCAUUGUCUCCAACUUCAGCUACUUUUACCACCGGGAGACAGAUGACGAAGAGGCUGGGAUGUACAGCCAUGUGGACACGCAGCCCUGCGGCCCACUGGAGGGCAAGGUCAAUGGCGGGUUGGUGGAUGGCGAGGUGCCUGAGCUCCCACCUCCACUCUGGGCCCCCCCUGGGAAACACAUGGUCACCGAAGUGUGAGGGACAGUUGAGGUCUGCAGGACUUCAUACUUCCUCGGAGGGAGGGAGGGAGGGAUGGAGGGAGGGAAGGGCAGAAGGGAAAGUUGGGGGGAGGGCGCCGGGUUUAGGAAGGACUAAGUGAAGUCGGGGAACACGAGGUCUUGUUGGCUCUUGAGUUGUGGUUGGGUAGUUCCUGCAGGUACCUUCUUCGGUGACAGUGAACGGCAGUGGGUUAUGCCCAGUUGAGGGGGAGGCUACAUUGGUCUGUAUUGCAUUGGAUGGUGCAAAGCUUAUGGAGUCUGCUGGGGUGGCCUUGAGGUAGGUUUGCUCAGACAGUUUUGUGGGUUUCUAAGUCCCGCUUUGGGUUGGGUUGGGUUGCGAGUCAAGUGAGUCUUGUCCAAUUGCCUUGUGCAGGAUUCUGUGGUUUUAGGAGUCCCCUAGGGCCAUGUCGGAUCAAAUAAGACGGUCACGCAUGGCAUUGUUGGCACUGAUUUUGUGUUCAUGCAUGGUGUUGUGGAGUUGAGAUGUUGGAAACUGCGUGGCUUUGUGAUUCUUCUAGGGCCAUGUUAUUUUAGGUUCUGUGAACUUGUGAGUCAUGUAGAAAUACGAAGAGUCGAGUGAGAGAACGCGAGCUGUCUAGGUCACAUUAGGUUAAGCUGGGUUGGAAUGUAUAACCGUAGGAGUCUUUCAGUGUUCCGUUGUGUUGAAAUGUGCAGGGUUAUGUUGCUGGAAGCUUUUCGGGGCCACGUUGAGUCGAGUCAUAAUGAGUUGUCUAACCAGGUGAGUCUUGUAUGGCCAGUUCAGUUGGCUCAUCCCACGGUUUGAGUUUGGUGGGCCCUACUGAGUUGAGUUGCCGUUACAUCAAGGUGUGUCAUUGAGUCCUGUCACUGAGUCGGACCGUAUCUGUGAGCUCCAUAGGGCCAUGUUGGUUUGUUUUGCAUUUAGUGGUAGCACCGGUACCCAAGGAUAACAGCACUGGGGAGGAAUCAUGUAUCAAGGAGUGGAUGUGGUGUGUGGACUCUGGGAGACCCACGGAACUGGCUUGUCCCAUGUCAUGACACUCGGGACGGGGCUAGGUUCUGUAUCCGUAGAUUCAGCUGUUGAUACAGAAGGCUUCUGGGUGAACUAGGACGACGGAGAUGCCCCUUCCAUUCACCCCACACCUGCUUCGUUUUGACAUUCAAACCCCUUCUGUGUGGGUCUUCCCCUCGGGCUUUGCUUCCAGACAUGGAGAUCAGAGCCACAAGGGAAGGGGGAGGCUGGAGGAACUGCUCUGUCCAGACAUGACAGGGGUCGGGGGGGACGAAACCCAAAGGAGGGGGGCAGAGCGCCAGGGAGGGACCCUGAGAGACCCCGAGAAAGAAGGACAGAAACCCAAAGAGGGAGCAAAGACCUAGAGAGAGGGAAAGACGGAGACCUAGAGGGAGAGGGACAGAGACCAGAGUUGGAAAGAGACCAGAGCACCCCCGAGAAAGAGAACUAAAAAAAGAAAAAGCCAGGGAGUUCCCGUUGAGGCUUAGGAGGUUAAGACCCUGACAAGUAUCCAUGAGGAUGUGGGUUCAAUCCCUGACCUCGCUCAGUGGGUUAAGGAUCCUGCGUUGCCGUAAGCUGUGGUGUGAGUCGUAGAAGCGGUUCAGACCCUGCGUUGCUGUGGCUGUGGUGUAGGCCGGCAGCUGCAGCAGCUCCCAUUCGACCCCUAGCCUGGGAACCUCCAUAUGCCACAGACGCGGUCCUAAAAAGCAAAAAAAAAAGGAGAGAGAGAGAGAGAGAGAAAAGAAAAAGGCGGGAAAAAGUCAGCGCCCCUGAAUCGAGAGAGACACACGACACACAGUCUAUUCCAUGGAAUCACAAAGGGAUCCCCAGGCAGGGCGUGCCACCCCCACCCUCCCGCAGCUCAACAAGUCCCUAAGACAAGCUACGGGCCCACUCUCUUUCCCUGGGGGGAGACCAGCAUCUUAGAGCACGGGAGUGGCUUCCCAAGGUCGCGUGGCAGGUGCCAGGGUGGGGGUGGGGCAGGACUGUGGGCCAGCUGCCUGACCCCACAUGGCCCCACCAGCCUGCUGGUAGGCACGGGACCUCCCGAGUCCCACAGUCUCAUUUCUCGCAGAUGAGGAAACUGAGGCUCAGAGGGGAGGGUGUCACCUGAGGUCACAAAGCGAAACCUUUUCAGAGGUCUUUCUGUGCUAAAAGGGCAUAUUUGGCGGAGGAUGUGGAGGGGAGCGGUGAAAUCCCUAACACAUGUCGGGCUUCCUAUGCGCCAGGUAUCAUUCAAAGUACUUGUAUUAAUUUAUUAAAAUCCGUUCAGUGGUUUA